AUGUCAUUAAAAAUUGUGUCUGAAUUUAGCGUGAUCAAAGGGAAAUUCUCGUCUUGCAUUGUGAACCUUCUCCCAAACAAUCUCCCUCUCCGGCGUGAUUCUACCUCGGUGUACGGCGGCGUUUGGAUUGUCAUGGUUGAUUCACUUCACAAAGCGAUCGGUGCGAUGUCUCUUGAGGAGGAAGAACCUCUGAAUCUCGGUGACGAUCCAAGCUUUCGAGUCCUGGAUGAAAACGAAAAAAGUUUGAUGGGACGCCUAGUGAACCCCGACUGUCAGUCGAUGGCUCGAAUGAUAGAUUAUAUGCCCACGGCAUGGAGGGUUGUUGGAAGAGUGCGUGGUAUUGCUUUGUCUAGAGACUGUUUUCAAUUUAUUUUCCAGAGGGAGGAAGACCUUCAAACUGUUCUCAAGGAUCGGCCCUGGUCAUACAAUCACUGGGCGCUGCUGCUGGAAAGAUGGACCGCGCAUCCUGCGGAAGAUUAUCUCCAAUCAAUGAUGCUCUGGGUACGAAUCAGACACAUCCCUGUUAACUUCUUCACCACGAAAACAAUGUUUAAGCUAGCUUCUGAAGUAGGGUUGGUGGAAGAGAUUGCUUAUGACCCUGAGAUCUCUCAUACGAAAGAGUAUGUUAGGGCAUUGGUCACGUUUAAAGUGGAGAACCCUCUGAAAGCUUCCCGCAAGUUAACAAUUCCGGGUGAAAUCGUUACGAUUGAGUAUGAGUAUGAGAAAAUCUACAAGAGGUGUUUACAUUGCUUGCGUAUGACGCAUGAAAAGAUUCGAUGCCCUUUACUCAGGAGGGGGUCAAACAGAGGAAAUCAGUUGGAACCAAAACAUGUUGGUACUACUAGUAAUCCUCUUUCGCCGGCUACUACGUCGUUAGCGAAGCUGGAUAAAUGGGACGGCCCUCCUGGUUUCCCUCCUCUGUUUCCUGAGCUGUCGAAACAAGACCAGAAGAUGGCAAUGCUGUACAUUUCUCAUGCAGAUGAAACAGAGAGGUUGGCACGAAUUGAAAGAGUAAGGCAAGGGAUUGCUGAGAGUCAAGAGGAAUCGUCUGCGAGGAUCACAAGAAUCACACGCGAUCGAGACAAGGGCAAAGGUCACGUGUUUUCCUUCCAAGAAGCGGUAGAGAAACGACCUCGAGUUGGUCCUCUGCAAAUUGGUAAUUCACCACGCGGGAAUGAGGCUUCAGAAAAUGAGGCAGAAUCCGGUUCUUCAUCUAUCCAAGCUACUGCUUUCUCUGCUCCAACUAAGAGAACUUGA
Molecule: messenger RNA, 1257 nt
Organism: Brassica rapa (field mustard)
Lineage: Eukaryota; Viridiplantae; Streptophyta; Magnoliopsida; Brassicales; Brassicaceae
Source: RefSeq, a predicted model, not a curated record